GAAUUUGACAAGAGACGGAAGUUUUGAUCCAAAUACAUUGAGUGUGAAACCAGAGAUGUACUAGAGUUUAGAUUCUUUCGUUGGAUUAAGGUAUGGUCUGAAUAUGCGUUGCUUGGCAGCCCGGGUCAACUAUAAAACUUUGAUUAUCAUCUGUGCGCUCUUCACAUUGGUCACAGUACUUCUGUGGAACAAGUGUUCCAGUGACAAAGCGGUCCAGUUUCCACGACACUCGAGCAGUGGCUUCAGAGAUGGAAUAGAGAAAAGAGCAGCUGCGUCUGAGAGUAACCCCUAUGGGAACCACGUGGGCAAGCCACAGGCUGAGGAAGCAUUUCCUCAGGAACAGCAGAAAGCGCCCCCCAUUGUGGGCGGCUUCAAUGCCAACGCAGGAAGCAAGGUGAUAGGGCUCAAAUAUGAGGAAAUUGACUGUCUCAUAAAUGACGAGCAGACGAUUAAAGGGAGACGUGAGGGGAAUGAAGUUUUUCUUCCAUUCACUUGGGUAGAGAAGUACUUUGACGUUUACGGAAAGGUGGUUCAGUAUGAUGGCUAUGAACGGUUUGAAUUCUCUCAUAGCUAUUCCAAAGUCUAUGCACAGAGAGCCCCUUAUCACCCUGAUGGUGUGUUUAUGUCCUUUGAAGGCUACAAUGUGGAAGUCCGAGACAGAGUCAAGUGCAUAAGCGGGGUUGAAGGUGUGCCAUUAUCUACACAGUGGGGGCCUCAAGGCUAUUUCUACCCAAUCCAGAUUGCACAGUACGGGUUAAGUCAUUACAGCAAGAACCUGACUGAGAAACCCCCUCACAUAGAGGUAUAUGAAACAGCAGAAGACAAGGACAAAAACGGCAAGCCCAGCGACUGGACUGUGCCAAAGGGCUGCUUUCUGGCUAAUGUGGCUGAUAAGUCUCGGCUCACCAAUGUUAAACAGUUUAUUGCUCCAGAAACCAGUGAUGGCGUGUCUUUGCAACUGGGGAACACAAAAGAUUUUAUUAUUUCAUUUGAUCUCAAGUUUUUGACCAAUGGGAGUGUGUCUGUGGUUCUCGAGACCACAGAAAAGAAUCAACUCUUCACUGUACACUAUGUCUCAAAUACCCAGCUAAUUGCUUUCAAAGAGCGAGACAUCUACUACGGCAUUGGACCCAGAACUUCAUGGAGCACAGUUACCAGGGACUUGGUCACUGACCUAAGGAAAGGAGUGGGUCUUUCGAACACAAAAGCUGUCAAGCCAACCAAAAUAAUGCCCAAGAAGGUGGUUAAGUUGAUUGCGAAAGGGAAAGGAUUCCUCGACAACAUUACCAUCUCUACCACGGCGCACAUGGCCGCGUUCUUCGCUGCCAGUGAUUGGCUGGUAAGGAACCAGGAUGAGAAAGGUGGCUGGCCAAUCAUGGUGACCCGGAAGUUAGGGGAAGGGUUCAAGUCUUUAGAGCCGGGGUGGUACUCUGCGAUGGCCCAAGGGCAAGCCAUUUCUACGUUAGUCAGGGCCUAUCUGCUAACAAAAGACCAUAUAUUCCUCAAUUCAGCUUUAAGGGCAACAGCCCCUUACAAGUUUCUCUCAGAGCAGCAUGGAGUUAAAGCUGUGUUUAUGAAUAAACAUGACUGGUAUGAAGAAUACCCAACCACACCUAGCUCCUUUGUUUUAAAUGGCUUUAUGUAUUCCUUAAUUGGGCUCUAUGACUUAAAGGAAACUGCAGGGGAAAAACUUGGGAAAGAAGCAAGGGCCUUGUAUGAGCGUGGCAUGGAGUCCCUCAAAGCCAUGCUCCCCUUGUAUGACACUGGCUCAGGGACCAUCUACGACCUCCGUCACUUCAUGCUGGGCAUCGCCCCCAACCUGGCUCGCUGGGACUACCACACCACCCACAUCAACCAGCUGCAGCUCCUCAGUACCAUUGAUGAGUCCCCGGUCUUCAGAGAGUUUGUCAAGAGGUGGAAGAGCUACCUGAAAGGCAGCAGGGCAAAGCACAACUAG
Messenger RNA from Elephantulus edwardii (Cape elephant shrew), 1957 nucleotides. It is a transcript of the gene GLCE, whose product is annotated as glucuronic acid epimerase. The record is from RefSeq and is a predicted model, not a curated record. Gene Ontology annotation, cellular component: Golgi apparatus. The coding region runs from base 104 to 1957 and encodes 617 amino acids. Gene Ontology annotation, biological process: heparan sulfate proteoglycan biosynthetic process. Gene Ontology annotation, molecular function: heparosan-N-sulfate-glucuronate 5-epimerase activity. NCBI's taxonomy places the organism in Eukaryota, Metazoa, Chordata, Mammalia, Macroscelidea, Macroscelididae. The transcript has 4 exons.